This is a messenger RNA of Talaromyces proteolyticus, 1370 nucleotides long. Its product is annotated as insulin-induced protein-domain-containing protein. The transcript has a single exon. The coding region runs from base 501 to 1226 and encodes 241 amino acids. Gene Ontology annotation, biological process: sterol biosynthetic process. The record is from RefSeq and is a predicted model, not a curated record. Gene Ontology annotation, cellular component: endoplasmic reticulum. NCBI's taxonomy places the organism in Eukaryota, Fungi, Ascomycota, Eurotiomycetes, Eurotiales, Trichocomaceae.
GCGAAGGCUAUACAUGUGUCAUGUCAUAAUAUUGAAAACCCGAGGGCCGUAAUUGGCGGCGGCAGGGACUAAUUAACGUUAGCCUAGGCUGUUUAUGUUAGCAUGCAGAUCCUUCAACAGAAUAAACACAUGUAAUAAUCCGGACCUCUACCACAGUCGCCAUCCUUGCUCGGUUGCUAGUUCUUGCUUAUAAGACAUAGCCGUGUGCGUGCUGCUAUCACCCACUUCUCGCUCGCAUUAUUAUCCCUCUUACAACAAUCCAUACGAUAUUUUUCGGCUCCCGUCCACACCAUCGGCUCUCGGCGUCAACAACCCCAACAGACCAACAAUACUGCAAAGGAGCAAAAAACGUUCCGACUGGCAAUUAACUGGCAACUGCACGCUCCAACGGUGGCAUGCUAUAAUAGUGACUGUGUACCUCUCACUUUGACCAAGCCCAACUUCACCUCUCGGAUCUUGUCCAGAUACCCAAAAAAAAACAGAUCAACCGUUCGCGUACAAUGAGCGAAACUCCUCGAAUUCUUCGGCCCAGACCGCGGCGACCCUUCGAACUCCCUUCCAACGACUCCUCACAACCUCCCACCCCGCCCAGCGGCGAAGUUCAGGGCAGCAGCAACGCAGCCGAUCUCCUAGACGUCAAGAGCGACCUGGCAGCGAGACGGACAGGGUCGCUGCUCAACCUGACUUCCUCAACACUACUCGGAAUCUUCCAACCGACGGCGUUCGAGAGCGGUCGAGAUGAGAAUAGCCCCUGGGAUACGCAAAUACACACGCCGAUCGACGGCAACCUGCCACCUCACCGGGCCCUCGACACCCGGUCUCCAGAUCAGCGCGCUGCUGUGCACCGUCGGACGACCACUCUUACCUUCUACGUGCCAUUGAUUUCGAAAAUGAGUCUUCUUUUCGCAUGCGGGGUAGUGUAUGGGGUAAUCAUGGCCCAUUUGCACGAAAACCACCAGAUCACACCCGUCAAACUUGAACUCAUCGAUCGAAACUCGUACAGAUAUCUUGGUUCAUGGGGGGUGGGCGGAGUUGCGCUUGCCUUUGUGUUACCUUGGCUAGACAAUCUGUGGGAAAAUGCUAAAAGUACCUCAAGCUCGAAGAAGUUGGCAAAUGGAUACCAAGCGGCUGGAAAGGGAACAAGCAGUGGCACACGGUCUUCGCGGUGGACCCUUGCGGUUCGCAGCAUUGGUGCUUUUGUGGGAAUUGGCUUCGCUCUGGUUUGAUACCAUUUUUGUAUAUGAAGAAGAUGAUAUAUGCUAACUCUACAAAAGCGGAAACUGCCAUGGGAGUCUACGACCCAAGAAUCGCUUACCCUCGCUCUAGUCAACCCAUUCCUGUGGUAUUUGAUCGACCGGACGAAGACCGGC